Molecule: messenger RNA, 2586 nt
Organism: Caretta caretta (loggerhead turtle)
Lineage: Eukaryota; Metazoa; Chordata; Testudines; Cheloniidae
Gene: CCDC28B
Product: coiled-coil domain containing 28B
Cellular component (GO): centrosome
Source: RefSeq, a predicted model, not a curated record
UUCUGAAUAGGAAAGGAAAGAUAGAGACUCUGAGCCAGAUCCUCAGCGGCGGUAAAGGAACACUCUGGCGGGGGCAGACAGUGACCCCGCAGUUUCACACCACUGGAGCUGUUCUGUGUUUGGUCACUGACCAUGAAAACAGGCCGGGGAACCCAGGGACAUACAUGCAGACCCCGGGCUUGAACUCCGCUCUUCUCACGGAGCGGGCGGCCGCCACGCCGUGGCCCCCACUGAAGUCAGGGCAGGGGAGGCGUUACGCGGGAAUGAAGGCAAAAUCUGCCCUGGGGCGCGAGUGACCUGAUCCCCGGCCAUCAGCCUGCGCGUCUGAAGAGCCUCGCCUGGACGCGAGGGGAGCCGGAGGAAAGCCCCUUCCCCUUUAAAUGCAAAUUGGCGCCGGGGCCCUGUGGACACCGAGCCUUGCAGGGCGCCCUGCCGCUGGGAGCAGAGCGGGGUCAGGCCGCUGCAGCCUUGGCGCGGGGGGCUCCUCUCAGGAAUCACAGCCAUUUUCAUACUGAACAAAGAGGGAUCUGUUUCCACCACCUACGACAGGGCUGUGAUCGGACCCAGCAGCGACCAGCUUCAGCUGAGAGGUUCCUUGCUGCAGUGUGUUACUGAGCCUGCGACUGGCCCCCGCCUGGGGAUCGGGUUCUCAAGAUGGAAGACAAGAAGAAGAAGAGGAGUCCGAAGCCUGGCUUAGCUCAGCCUGCGUCAUCCAGUGCUCUGCGCAAGCUGCCCGUCCCCACCAGCAAAAGCACCACCUUCUCUCUGGGGCUGCCUCACCUGCCCUCACCAAAGCAACGGGCCAAGUUCAAAAGGGUGAACAAAGAGAAAUCUCGUUUGCCUCAGCCUGGGGGCAGUGGGGGCGCGGCACUGGGGGCCCCUCUGCAGCACUCCUUCCUGACUGACGUCUCAGAUGUUUAUGAGAUGGAGGGGGGGCUGCUGAACCUGCUCAACGACUUCCACUCGGGCAAACUGCAGGCCUUUGGGAAGGAGUGCUCCUUCGAGCAGCUGGAGCACGUCCGGGAGAUGCAGGAGAAGCUGGCGCGCCUGCAUUUCAGCCUGGAUGUCUACGUGGAGGAGCUCUCUGAGGACCAGAAGAAGACGGUGGCAGAUAGGAACCUAGAUCAGUUGCUGACGAAUUUGGAAGAGCUCAGCAACUCCAUCCAAAAGCUACAUCUAGCGGAGAAUCCAGACCUGGAGGAUGCUGCCACUGCCUAGCUGAAAAGGCUGCCUGGUCCCUCCAUAGACAACAGAGGGCAGCAUUGAGAAUUCUGGAGCUAAGGGAAAGCUCCACCAGCUUGAAUCCAUCAUGUCCAUCUCUGAACUGUACAGAAAUGUAGGGGUAUAAAAGGAAGGACACCCCUAAGAGAAAGUGUUUUGGGGGUGGGCUGGGCUGGGGGAGGGGCAUGUUGUCCAAUAAUUUUCUAUCAAAAUCCAGGAUUUCUAGAGCAUCUGAAAAGGCCAAACAUUGUCAAGAUAACUUUAAAAGUAAACAAGAAAAUCGUAGAGGAAAGACUGGGAAUCAGCCAUACUGGGUUCUCUCUCCUGGUCUGUUCCCAGCACAUUGUGUGACCUUGGGCAAGUCGCUGCACCUCUCUGUGCCUGAGUUCCCUGCCCCCCCCCUCCCUUUUUUAAAAAUGGGUUAAUGAUACUUAAGCAACCUUGUAUAAAGUUCUUUGAGAUUCCUGGAUAAAAGGUGCCAUAUCCAAACAAAGCAUUGUUAAGGGGAGAUAGAGCCUUUCGUUUUCAGGCUGUUGCUUCCACCCUGAUUCAGUUUGGACCAUUCGAGGGGCUGUGUGUGAAAUGAGUUUGGUGGGUUUCAGUCAAGUUCCUAGUGGACAAACAGCUGUAACUGGCUUCCUUGUUGACAGUCCUCCCAGCAGAAUGAUCCAGGCCUGACAGGCCAUGAAGACUGAACUCCCCUCUUUCCUCGCUCCCAGACUUUGUCCCUCUGGCUCCAGCCCUGUGUAUCUGGCAGUUGUCACCAGCCUGAAACUACCUGAAAUGUAAACAUAGAAGCAGCAGCCAAGAAAAGCUCAGUAAAGGCUUUUGCUGGUUUAGCUUCUGCCUGUUCCACAAUGCAGCGGUCAACACGGAACUGAAACCACGUAGGAGAAGUAUGAUCACUUGAAAUGAAACAGGUUUUGGAGCUCGCAGAAAAGUUUCUGCUCAUAGUGUAACAAGUCAUUCACCGAUGCUGCUGUCUGAUCCUUUUCCUCCAACAUUUUUUAAUGGUUGAAUUUUUGCAACAAUACAGUUUUUUGUAUUGAGGCCUAUAACUACCCCUCUUGCAAAAUACCCCAGGCCUUUUAUGGAAAUUCUUUCUAUGGGAGCUGGGUAAUAUUUCCAUUCCAACAAGGAUAGAAGUGAUGGCUUUGCUAGACCAGACACCACAAGUAAGAAGAGAGGAGUUUAAACAACUAACAUUUCUACACUUGCACACACACCCAGUCUUAAACAGCUAAGCUGCUUCACUUUGACACUGAAAGUGAAUAGGUGAGUGUAUGUUUGUGUCAAAAUGUUUUUCUAGUAGUAGAAUGUAGCACUAAAUAAUGAAAUUGUAAUGUAAAUAAACUAGUUGUGGUA